GCGAGGGUAUCGAUGACGCCGAGUGUACCCGAACGAGGGCACGCGCUUCAACGGCGACCUGUCGGCGGCGAAGUGGCAGCAACAAUCGAGGGGGAGCCGAGUGUUUUCCUUCCGAAUCACCCGUCGCGAUCGAACAGCCGGCGAUUGUCGGGCGAUCGAACGGCGACGGUGAGGCGCGCGCGAGACGUAGAGAGGAGCGGACGGAUGCGGGUGUGGGUUAAUCGAGUUUACGGCCGCGACGUAAUCGCGUCGCACGGAAGCGCGUGAGGAGACCCAAGUUUGAUCGAUUGUUUGUUUAUCGCGAGGCGAAUCUCCCGAGGGACUCUGCCUCGGCGUUGUUACGCAGCAGCUGGACUCUCGUCAGCAGCGAUGGAGAAGCCAGUCUCGUCGGACAUAGUCAUCAUCGCGGGCAAUUCUCACCCGGAGCUCGCCAACCUGAUUGCAAAUCGCCUGGGAGUUAAGCCUGGCGGCUGCGCUGUGUAUCACAAGUCGAAUCGCGAGACAAUGGUGGAGAUAGGAGAUUCCGUACGCGGCAAGGACCUGUAUCUGAUUCAAACCGGUACGAAGGACGUAAACAAUAACAUAAUGGAGCUACUCAUCAUGGCCUACGCGUGUAAGACGUCGUCGGCCAAGAACAUCGUCGGAGUGAUCCCGUAUCUACCUUAUUCCAAACAGUGCAAGAUGCGCAAGCGCGGCUGCAUCGUGUCCAAGCUCCUGGCGAAGAUGCUGUGCACGAGCGGCCUAACUCACAUCAUCACCAUGGACCUCCAUCAGAAGGAAAUCCAGGGGUUCUUUGACGUGCCCGUGGACAAUCUCAGGGCUAGCCCGUUCCUUCUGCAGUACAUUCAAGAAUCCAUUCCUGACUAUCAUAAUUCUGUGAUCGUUGCAAGAAAUCCAGGUAGUGCAAAGAAAGCGACUAGCUACGCCGAAAGGCUGCGCCUGGGAAUCGCAGUGAUUCACGGAGAGCAGAGAGAAGCUGAAUCCGACAUGAACGACGGCCGCUAUUCGCCACCCGCGCUAGCGUUGGCCGCGCGUACGAUGGACGUUGGCGUGGGUAUGCCUUUGCAUCCAGCGAAGGAAAAGCCGCCAAUAAGCGUCGUCGGAGAUGUCGGAGGACGCAUCGCUAUUAUGGUGGACGACAUGAUAGACGAUGUACAGUCGUACGUAGCAGCUGCCGAGGUACUUAAGGAGAGAGGAGCUAAUAAAAUAUAUGUCUUAGCUACGCACGGUUUGCUCAGCUCGGACGCGCCUAGGCUCAUCGAGGAAUCUCCGAUUGACGAGGUCGUUGUAACCAAUACUGUUCCUCACGAUGUGCAGAAGAUGCAAUGCCCGAAAAUCAAGACUGUCGACAUCAGUAUUCUUUUAGCGGAGGCAAUUCGGCGUAUACACAAUAAGGAGUCGAUGUCGUAUCUGUUUAAAAAUGUAACUUUGGAAGAUUAGGAACUAGACAACGUUGCACAUGAACUGCUUGAUCAUCAAUAAAUGACGAUUGGAAGUCAACAAGAUUUCAAUGCCGGGGACCAUGUCCAGAAUACAUAUCCGUCUCUUAAUUUUCUACACUAUUUUUAUAUUUCCCCAAAUUGUGAAAUAACAGUGAACGUGUGAAUUAGUCCCUUGCGUUCAUCAGUGAAAAUAAUCGGCCGAACGUCUUAAUGUACAUUUGCUUUGUAGCCACCUUUUCUCUGCAUAGUACAUAUUAGAGUAAUGUAAAACAGCCAAUUACGAGCAUAUACGAAAUCGUAGUCGUUGCAUAAUAGAUACUGUAAAAUUUUAGAAACUCUGUAAAGUGUCAUUAUAGACGUGUAUUCUGUGCUUACCAGUGAUCUAGUGCUAAUUUUAUUGUAUUGAUUACAAAUGUAUUUUAGAUCAAGACAUAAUAAAUAUAUUUCAAGA
Vollenhovia emeryi is the source of this 1893-nucleotide messenger RNA. Its product is annotated as phosphoribosyl pyrophosphate synthase-associated protein 2. Lineage: Eukaryota; Metazoa; Arthropoda; Insecta; Hymenoptera; Formicidae. The transcript is spliced from 6 exons. The record is from RefSeq and is a predicted model, not a curated record. Bases 370 to 1440 code for a protein of 356 amino acids. Gene Ontology annotation, molecular function: ribose phosphate diphosphokinase activity; magnesium ion binding. Gene Ontology annotation, cellular component: ribose phosphate diphosphokinase complex; cytoplasm. Gene Ontology annotation, biological process: 5-phosphoribose 1-diphosphate biosynthetic process; purine nucleotide biosynthetic process.